Messenger RNA from Hyalella azteca, 1325 nucleotides. Its product is annotated as probable low-specificity L-threonine aldolase 2. The transcript is spliced from 9 exons. Bases 122 to 1261 code for a protein of 379 amino acids. The record is from RefSeq and is a predicted model, not a curated record. Gene Ontology annotation, cellular component: cytosol. Gene Ontology annotation, biological process: L-threonine catabolic process; glycine biosynthetic process. Gene Ontology annotation, molecular function: L-allo-threonine aldolase activity. Lineage: Eukaryota; Metazoa; Arthropoda; Malacostraca; Amphipoda; Hyalellidae.
CUCAAUAACUUUUUCUUUGUUGAUUAAAGAAAGGAUUAAUUCAGAAAAUACCGGCAAAAAUUAUAAUAUCACAUCGGAAGAAUUGAUAAUUAUCAAUAAUAGACAAGGUAAAUUUAACAAUAUGUAUAAAAGUGGCGGAAUAAGCCCGGAUGAUGGAGACCAUAGAAGUAAAAUAAAAAAUAAUAUUCCUUCAAAUGUUAAGAUCAUCGAUUUCCGCAGCGACACAAUUACGAAGCCGGACGCGGAGAUGCGACGCGUGAUGGCCGAAGCCGAAGUCGGUGACGACGUCUUCGGAGAAGAUCCCAGCGUCAUUGCGUUGCAACAGCAAACCGCAGAGCUGCUGGGCAAGGAAGCGUCCUUAUUUGUCCCGACUGGCACGAUGGCCAACCAGAUAGCAGUUAUGAGCCACUGCUGGACAAGAGGAGCCGAGAUCAUCGUGGGAGACAAAAGUCACAUCUUCCUCUACGAGCAAGGCGGGGCGGCAACAUUAGGUGGCGUUCACACUCACGCAGUCAAGAAUUUAAAUGAUGGAACGUUUUCUCUCGAGAAUUUACAAUCCGCUAUUCGUUCAGAUGACAUACAUCAUCCCAUCACUUCGCUCGUGUGUAUUGAAAAUACCCACAAUAUAAUGGGCGGCAAAGUGCUGCCUCUUGCUUGGCUUGAUGAGCUUGGCAGGAUUACGAAGAAGCUUGGCCUGCCGGUCCACCUCGACGGCGCUAGGUUACUCAACGCUGCAGUCGCUCUCAAGGUCCCGCCUGCGCGUCUUACCAGAGACUGCGCCUCGGUCUCGCUGUGUCUCAGCAAAGGGCUUGGGGCUCCUGUUGGGUCACUCAUUUGUGGAUCCAAGGACUUUAUCCAGCGAGCUCUGAGGUUGCGUAAAGUCCUUGGUGGCGGGAUGAGACAGUCCGGCAUUCUAGCAGCAGCGGGAUCUCUCGCACUAGCUCGGUACCAGGCCACCCUCAGCAUGGACAAUGAAAAUGCUAAAAUUAUUGCCAAACGCGUAAGUGAGAGUGCGAGUAAGAAAGUAACCGUGGAUGUUGAAGGCGUUCACUCUAAUAUAGUAAUGCUCAACUGCCUUACUGAGGAACUGGGACCAGCAGCACUGCAGGAGAAACUUGAACAGGUGGACCUUCCCCACGACGCAGUUUCUGUGCGGUCUAUGGCAAUCAACGAGUCUCAGGUCAGGAUCGUUACGAACAAUAGCGUUGAUACCGAAGCUAUCGUAUUAGCAUGCGAGAAAAUUAUAAAAGUUAUUACUUAAUUCGUAUGUUUUACAACUAGAAAGAUUUUAAUUUUAUUCUGCUUAAUUCAUAUGUUUUAAAACU